Messenger RNA from Opisthocomus hoazin, 1338 nucleotides. The record is from RefSeq and is a predicted model, not a curated record. NCBI's taxonomy places the organism in Eukaryota, Metazoa, Chordata, Aves, Opisthocomiformes, Opisthocomidae.
AGGGUGCUGCAGAAUGUUGCACAGGGUUUGGGAGACACUGGCCAGGGCCCAGCACAGUGCGAACCGAUUUCUUCUAACACCUUCGGGUCACAUCUGUCGUUAGCCCAACACUCUGAGCCCCACGUUGGGCACCAAGAAAAGCACUGUCCUGCUUUAGCCCCAGCCGGCAACAAAGGACGCGGCCGCUUGCUGUGCUCCGUGUGCCGGGAGCAGGAGCAGAGACUUCCCGUGGCCAGGGCUGGAGCCCUGCGGUCGCACGGCCUGAGCAGCACCUUUCGGCCAACAGUGCCACCCUCGACGGCUGCCCCGGGGGACCUGGCCCUGGGCUCUGUGCUUGCUGCAGGAGCACCCGCCCCGGCUAUGGAGGUGCCGAGGGCUCGGGCCCCCGCCUCGGCACUUCACACCCACCCCUGGGAGGCGGUGGCCCUCUCAGAGGAGGUGGCAGCACCCGAGGGCGUCCCUGCCCGCUGCAACCGCAGCUUCCACCUUCCCUGUGCCGUGGAGGGUGGAUGCAUCACCCAGUUCUUCGGGUGCUACAGGUCCUUCUGCUGGGAGCACCGCCCAGAGCAGGCAGUGGAGGCAGCACUGGAGGACAACACCACCUGCCUCAUCUGCCUGGAGCUGCUGGUGGGGGACAGAAGGUCCUACGGCACCCUGGUGUGCCCAGCGUGCAAGCACGCCUGGUUCCACAGGGUCUGCAUCCAGGGACAGGCUAUGCGCGCUGGCAUUUUUUUCCGGUGCCCCCUCUGCAGAGAUGGGCAUCUCUUCCUCGCUGAGAUGCUCACCAUGGGGAUCCGAGUCCCCUUGAGAUUGCCAUCGUGGGAGAACAACCAGGCAUACAGAGCACAGAGCGAGCAGCACAGGCGCUGCGACGCCAGUGACUGCCUCUGUCCAGGAGGCCGGGAGCAGGCAGAGGAAGAGGGGCCCUGGCAACUUCUCCUGUGCAGCUCCUGUGCUGCCGAAGGCACCCACAAACGCUGCUCCUUCUUGAAGCACAGCACAACUAUCUGGGAGUGCGACAGCUGUGCUGGCCGGGGCACCGUGACCCAGGAGAAGUGUGAUUUCAAAUGGGGCCCUGAGCAACAAGAAUCCUUUGAACACACGAAACGGGAGACGGUUCACGCAGUAGCCCUUGGGCCAGCCCGGGCAGGACAAGAUGUUCCAAAUGUGCUCUGCACCGCAGCCGGGGAGAAAGGCCCUGCCUGGAGUCUCUGGCAGAAAGCACCAGGGGAGACUCGAGGUCGACCCCUGGGGUUUUGGAGCUGGGGAUACCGAGGAUCCGAGGCUUCCUAUACUCCGACUGAAAAAGAGAUAUUGGCAGCAUGUGAAGGAGUUUGA